ACCUCUUUGUUCUCAACCAUCAUGCAUCUUUCAGACGAGGAUAAGAGGGAGAUCGGUCAGCACUUCGUUUUUGGAUUCCAUGGAUAUGAGGUCAGCGAUGAUGCAAAGGAACUCAUCAAUAAGUAUCAUGUUGGGAAUAUUAUCCUCAUGAAACGGAAUGUGCAAAGUGUGAAGCAGGUGCACGCGCUUGUUCAAUCUUUGCAGCAGUGCGCAAGAGAUGCUGGACACGUGAAUCCGCUGAUGAUUGGGAUUGAUCAAGAGAAUGGCCUUGUAUCUGCGUUCAGCUCGACUGCAAAGCAUCAGGCUGGUACACAGUUCCCAGGAGCUAUGGCAAUCGCUGCUACCGGUGAACCCGAAUAUGCAAGAAGUUGUUCGGCGGCUUCAGCUCGUGAGAUGAAAGCUGUCGGCAUUAAUUGGUCCUAUUCUCCAGUAGGAGACGUGAAUUCUGACCCACGGAACCCAGUCAUUGGUGUACGCUCUUUUGGAGAUGACCCCACAGAGGUUGCGCGAUUUGCGAAGGCAGUUGGCGAUGGCCUCACACAAGGUGGUGUCGCACCGUCUGCGAAACAUUUCCCAGGACACGGUGAUACAAACAUUGACUCGCAUCUUGGUCUCCCCAUCAUCAACAAGAGUCGUGCCGAGUUGGAUGAAACCGAGUUGAAACCUUUCAAAGAACUUGUCAACGCUGGCGUCGCCAGCAUCAUGACAGGGCAUAUGGUUAUCCAGGCUUUGACUGGUGACAAUAAGACUCCAGCCUCCCUUUCACGGGCUGUGACUACGACCCUAUUGCGGGAGGAGCUGCAUUUUGAAGGGGUGGUCGUGACGGAUUGUCUGGAGAUGAAUGCGGUGAAGGAGAGACAGGGAGGCGUACCACGUGGUGCUGUGGAAGCUUUAGCGGCGGGUGCAGAUGUGGUUAUGAUUUGCCAUACUAUGGCAUUCCAUAGGGGAGCGAUGGAGGCGACCUACGAGGCAGUACAGAAGGGUGAGCUGCAUAUGCACGAGCUGAGGAAAAGCGGAGAAAGGAUUACUGCAUUGAAACGGAAAUUCGCUGGGACAUGGGAUGACGUGCUCGGGAAUCCAUUUGACGAGAAGGCCAUGAAUGCGUUGCAGGCGACGAACAAGAAACUGAGCGAGGAAGCAUACGCAAAAUCUAUCGCGCUUCUUUCCGGAUCUCUUCCUGUGUUUUCGUCGGACAAGAUUGUGGUGAUGACACCCGUCGUGGAAAGCCUUAAUGCAGCGGUGGAUGAUGCGGAAGGUGUACAACGCACCGGGAAAGGCCACGUCCGGAACACGGCGGCGCCUUACUACAUGUCUUUCGCUGAGUCCGUGCGACGCCGCGCUGCAGAUGUCGAACAUUUGGUUUAUGCAGCUGAUUUUGACUGCAGAAGAGAUUUCGGCGAGGGUCUCAUAUUCGUCACACGUAACGCGGAUCGUAGUGCUUGGCAACUGGAUGUCUUGGAGAGCGUCAGGAUGCAGGCCAGUGGGGUACCGAUUGUGGUCCUGGCGAGCUGCGCGCCGUAUGAAUUAUUUUCUGGGAGGGUCUUGGGUGUCCAGGCAUGCGUGGCAAGCUUCGAGUACACUAGUGAGGCGUUGGAAGCUGCUGCUAGUGUUAUUUUUAACGAGGUCACUCCGGUAGGGGAGUCGCCUGUUAGCAUUUGAAUUGGCUACCAGCGUUAUAUAUGCCAAGCUGAUGAAGGAUCGCUGAUUCUUAUCAGAGA
Messenger RNA from Suillus fuscotomentosus, 1718 nucleotides. Its product is annotated as glycoside hydrolase superfamily. Gene Ontology annotation, molecular function: hydrolase activity, hydrolyzing O-glycosyl compounds. The coding region runs from base 22 to 1659 and encodes 545 amino acids. Gene Ontology annotation, biological process: peptidoglycan turnover; carbohydrate metabolic process. The record is from RefSeq and is a predicted model, not a curated record. The transcript has 8 exons. NCBI's taxonomy places the organism in Eukaryota, Fungi, Basidiomycota, Agaricomycetes, Boletales, Suillaceae.